CGCGGUCAUGUGACUUCAGGAAGAUGGCUGCCCUGACAGCGGAGCAUUUUGCAGCACUCCAGAGCCUGCUCAAGGCCUCCUCAAAAGAUGUUGUCAGACAGCUGUGUCAAGAAAGCUUUUCCAGUUCAGCCCUUGGCUCGAAAAAACUCUUGGAUAUUACAUGUUCCAGCUUGUCUGUGACCCAGGAGGAGGCAGAGGAACUGCUCCAGGCUCUGCACCGCCUCACUAGGCUGGUGGCAUUCCGUGACCUGUCCUCUGCCGAGGCAAUUCUGGCUCUCUUUCCAGAAAAUUUCCACCAAAACCUCAAAAACCUGCUGACAAAGAUCAUCCUAGAACAUGUGUCUACUUGGAGAACCGAAGCCCAGGCAAAUCAGAUCUCUCUGCCACGCCUGGUGGACCUGGACUGGAGAGUGGAUAUCAAAACCUCCUCAGACAGCAUCAGCCGCAUGGCCGUCCCCACCUGCCUGCUCCAGAUGAAGAUCCAAGAAGAUCCCAGCCUAUGCGGAGACAAACCCUCCAUCUCAGCUGUCACCGUGGAGCUGAGCAAAGAAACAGUGGACACCAUGUUAGAUGGCCUGGGCCGCAUCCGAGACCAACUCUCUGCCGUGGCCAGUAAAUGAUCCAGCCAGCUGCCAGCGCCACUGCCAUGACCCAGCUGCUCAUGAGUGAUAAAUGUCUCCCCAUAUGCAGGCUGCCCUUGCAGCUGCAGCUGACAACAGGCAGGAUGGUGGGGACAGCAGGGGGCUACUGCCAUCCAGAAGUUACAGUUGGAUUGGGAAGAAGCAGCCAGAUCCCCCGCUGUUCUCCUCACUCAUCUUCUUUCUCUUUCUGAAGCUGGAGAGCAGAAGCCCCCAUCUUUGAAAAGCUCCUGAGUGCAACUUAAUUACCACAUGGCAGGGUGAGGGAACAUUUGCCUCGUCAGCUGCUUCUGCAUAGCUGUUUGGGAAAUUCAGGCCCAAAUCAUGCAGCCUAUCCAAUAAGUUUAUUUCCAGCAUUAGCUCUAAUUAGUUCAUUUCCAAUCCCACAUGGAGGGAGUCAGACAGGUGAUGCCAGCAGUCCCCGCUCUGUCAGGGAAGCCAGGCAGAGCCCACAGAGCAUGGUCCAUCCAGAGUGUUCCCUGAGCCCCCUCCACCACACUGGCACCCCUCUUCAGUGUAGGAAGUCUGAAAUGGGUGCUAAUUCCCUUCUUCAUGAAACCAGGGCCCUCUUCCUUGAUCUAAUGCAGCCACUCCUAGGUGAAGAAGUGGGAAUAAUUGGAAAUAAACAACAGUUCUAAAACUUCCGUGAUUUUUGUAGCUUCUUUUGUCCCCAAGUUGUGGCCUUUGGCCAGUACUUUCUCUAGUUUUUAAAUAUGAUCCCAACUUCCUAAUUCCCAGCUAAGCCCUUGACCCAUGGUGUGACAUGAAAUCAGGCAAAUGAAUCACACCACCUUCUGUGUUUUCACCUGUUACAUAGAACAAAAGGAAGCGAGGCAGCCAGGCGCAAUGACUCACGCCUGUAAUCCCAGCACUUUGGGAGGCCGAGGCAGGCAGAUCAUGAGGUCAGGAGAUCGAGACCACGGUGAAACCCCGUCUCUACUAAAAAUACAAAAAAUUAGCUGGGCGUGGUGGCGGGCGCCUGUAGUCCCAGCUCCUCGGGAGGCUGAGGCAGGAGAAUGGCAUGUACCUGGGAGGCAGAGCUUGCAGUGAGCCAAGAUCGCACCACUGCACUCCAGCCUGGGCAACAGAGAAAGACUCAUCUCAAAAAAAUAAAUAAAAAAUAAAAAGGAAGCAAGGCUAAUCAUCAGUAUGUGCUUGUUACAAGAGCUAUGAUGAAGGCACUCCUUCGAGUUUAACCAAAUGAGAUCAUCUCUGUCGUGCCUCACGCCUCACAGGGACUCCAUGUGUGAAGAUUCCCCCUUCACUCUCCAGAUCAUCCCCAUGGCAACAGCUUGCAGCCUGCUCUUGGAGUGCUUUGUUUUGGCAGCUUCUCUGCUAGUUGUGUAUGGAGUGAAUGGAGGAGGUAAAUCCGCAGAUUAAGAAUAUGCUCUCAGGAGUCAUGCAGCCAAGGUCAGAAGCCAGCUCUGCUUCUCAGUGGUAAGGUGCUUGACCUCUAAAUCUCAAUUUUCACCCACUUUGUACUUUUUUCUGAAAUUAAAUGAGUAUAAUAGUAGUACCUACUUGAUAGGACUUUUGUGAAAAUUAAAUGAUAUAAUACACCUAUAAACACUUAGUACUGUUACAACUAAUAGGAAAGGCUUUGAUUAUUAAUGGAUGAGAGUAGAAAGCUUGGUGUAUUUAUUGUCUCAUCUACUAUAACAGAGUUGGUGUGAGAAUUAGUAUUAUUAUCCUCCCUUUAUUGACCAGGAAACCAGCUCAUUGAGAUUGAGUCAUCUGCUGGUAAAUGGUCUCAUGAAGAGGUGGGCCCAUGUUUCUCUAGCCUUCUCUUUACAACACAGGACUUUGCAAGGAACAUAUAAUUCUGUGACUAGCGCUAUUUGGAAAAUGUUGAAACUGAAGUAGAGAUGAGAGAGCUUACGUCUGCCUACCCAGUGAGAUACUAGGAAGGUCAAGGGAAAAAAAAUUCCAAGCUCUUCUUUAUCUGCUAUAGGAAAUGAACAUUUAGUUUUUUGCAUGCAAUGACAAGAGGUCAAGGACCCCAGAAGCCAGCCCACUAAUUCCAAGUUAAGAGCCCCUGGUCGUACCCUCCAGUUGAGCUCAGCCUUGUCACAAAUUUACCCCUCUCCUUUCCUUGCAUUCCCCAUGACCUGCAGAGAGAGAUCUCAGAUACCUUCCUCUUGGCCUCCCAUGGGCAUCCAUAAGAAACUUACUUGAAGCAAGAAGCCCAGUAUAGGUGUGUGGGCAGUUGGACAUUUCCUCUAGCCAGAUCUGUCCGAAUAGAGCCAUCUGGGUACAUGACGCAGAGGGCAUUUGAUAAAUAACUGGAAAAGUCAAUAAAUGUUUGCUACCCUU
This is a messenger RNA of Nomascus leucogenys (northern white-cheeked gibbon), 2951 nucleotides long. It is a transcript of the gene COMMD9, whose product is annotated as COMM domain containing 9. The record is from RefSeq and is a predicted model, not a curated record. NCBI's taxonomy places the organism in Eukaryota, Metazoa, Chordata, Mammalia, Primates, Hylobatidae.